This is a messenger RNA of Poecile atricapillus (Black-capped chickadee), 1982 nucleotides long. It is a transcript of the gene CYTIP, whose product is annotated as cytohesin 1 interacting protein. Gene Ontology annotation, cellular component: cell cortex. Gene Ontology annotation, biological process: regulation of cell adhesion. Lineage: Eukaryota; Metazoa; Chordata; Aves; Passeriformes; Paridae. The record is from RefSeq and is a predicted model, not a curated record. The transcript is spliced from 8 exons. The coding region runs from base 742 to 1704 and encodes 320 amino acids. Gene Ontology annotation, molecular function: protein binding.
AGGGUUUGUGCGCUCCGGGGGCUCCUUUAAAGCGCCUGUUCCCCAGGCAGGGGUCCCGCUGCCCGCAGCGGUGACAGCAGUGACAGCAGUGACAGCAGUGACACCUCGAGCCGCGGCUGUGGCAGCGUUUCUGGGCGGCUGUGGCGGCUGCCGGGGCUCUCUCUGGCGCUGGGCUUUGUCCCCAGAGCUCACAGGGCAGCACAAUCCCCACGGCAUCCCCACAGAGCCCUACUGCUCUCGGCUGAGCGGCUCCGGCCCGGCACCGCUUGUCCGGAGUGAAGAAACCUGAACAGAAAUGUCUGUGGGACGGGAUAAUCUGAAAGUACAGGCAGAAAAAUCGCCUGCAAUGUCUGUGCGCUGAAGGCUUUGCUUUGCUGGGCUGCAGAGGGACACUUAACCCUUUCUGGUGCGUGUGUUCGGGGCAGGGAGGCUGCGGGGAGGGAGCAGCUCCUGGGGCCGGAGCCCUGGUGACAGCCGUGAUGUGACAGGGAAAGCUGAGCCAGGGCCGAGGUGACACUGCAGCCACCAGAGCACCCUGGCCCCGGUGCCCCUGGCUAGCAGCCCUCUCAUCUCCUCCCACACGGAUUGUACACGGCCUCUCUCCUCAACUCGUCCCUUGACAAGUAAAUGAUGUCCGCGAAGUCGCUGUUUCUGUCGGAGCUCACCACUUUAUCCUGCUGGAGCCCCAGACAUCAGCUGCAUCGACUACAAACACCUCAGUGAUAAUGGAAUUCCUUACUCAUGGCUCACUCCUAUGGGAAGAAUCCGUGUUUAGGAGUGACCUGGCCCUUCCCAGAGAGCUCUCAGGCUCAGCUCACCUUGGCCAGAUCCAGCUCCUUGGACGACUCCUCCAAGCCACAAAGGCACCUCGUUGCUAUAUUGAAAGAAGAUAAAGAGACCUUUGGGUUUGAAAUACAGACUAUCAGGUUUCCACACCAAGAUGAUUUCUCCCUGGAGGUGUGCACUUGUGUCUGCAGAAUCCAAGAGGAAAGCCCUGCCCAUCUCUCUGGCCUUCAGGCUGGUGACAUCCUCACCAGCAUCAACGGCGUCAGCACCGAGGGCUUUGGUCACAAGCAAAUCGUGGACUUGAUAAAGUCCUCAGGGAACUAUCUGAGGUUAGAGACCAUCAACGGGGCCUUGUUCCUGAGGAAAAUGGAGCUGGAGAGCAGGCUGCAGGCUCUCAAGCAGGUGCUGCAGCAGCGGUGGGGAGAGCUGCGGGUGCUGCUGUCCCGGGAGCGGCUCCUGCUGCACGGGGAGGAGACUGACAGCGCUCUGCUGGGUGAGCUGGAGCCGGGGGAGCCCAGCAGCUCCCCGGGACCCUUCUUCCCAGCCAAGCCCCGCUUCUCCAGCGAGAGCAGCUCCCGCAGCCGCCUGAGCUCCAUGACGGUGGGCAGCCAGGACAGCUUCCAGCAGAUGUGCGAUGAUUGUGGGUCCGGGAGCAGGAGCCGGCAGUCCAGCACGGAUGAGGACUGUGUGUUCCCCGGGGAUGCGGCCGGAGCUGCCGGCAGGAGCUCCCUGCGCAGGAACCGCAGCAUCAGCCUGGCCAGCAGCGGCUCCGCGGCCCCGCUCCGGCUCGGCAGCAGCAGCUCCAGCAGCUUCGGGACCCUCCCGAGGAAGAGCAGGAGAGCCAGCGUUCGCAAGCAUCUUCUGAAAUUCAUCCCAGGCUUCCAGCGGGCAGUAGAAGAGGAGGAGAGCCGGGUGUGACGCCCCCCGUGUCCCCCGGGGCACGCCCCAGACCACAGCACUGAUGAGGCUCACACGCCUCGGGGCUUUUAAUUAUUUUCAUUUUUAAUCAGAGCACGCUGCGGACCUCCUCAUUAACGUGAAAAUGAGCGACUCCAAAAUGUGAAGAACCUUUGCAGAACUUCCUCGGCGAACUUUACUGUUAAUAACAGUUUUUAAUUGAAUGCGAAAUUGAUAGCUAUUUAUUUCCUGUUACCGGAGUCAGUGUUUUCCAAAGGUCUUUAAUAAAACGAGAGCUU